Molecule: messenger RNA, 1928 nt
Organism: Rhea pennata
Lineage: Eukaryota; Metazoa; Chordata; Aves; Rheiformes; Rheidae
Gene: B3GALT4
Product: beta-1,3-galactosyltransferase 4
Exons: 1
Coding region: 112-1701 (529 amino acids)
Cellular component (GO): Golgi membrane
Molecular function (GO): N-acetyl-beta-D-glucosaminide beta-(1,3)-galactosyltransferase activity
Source: RefSeq, a predicted model, not a curated record
CUUUGCACGAGCCUUGCACGGGCCCUGCAUGUGAUCGCUCGGCAGUCACACGGGCCUCUCCGGGCGCUUGCGCAGGUUUUGCACGGCGCCCGGUAAGCGGCCGGGGCGGGCAUGGGCUGCCGGCGGUGUCCGAGGCGGCGGGCGGCGGUGGGGCGCUGCGCGGUGCUGGCGCUGCUGCUGCUGCUGCUGCUGGUGCUGGGCGGCAGCGGGGCGGGCGAGGAGCUGCUGGCGGCGGCGCUGGCGGCCUGGCUCGACUGGGCCGGGCCUCCCGGGGACGGCGCUGAGGGCUUUGCGUACGAUACAGGCAUUGCAGGCGGCGCGGGCUUUGCAAACGUUGUGGAUGGUGCAGGCUUUGCAAACGGCGCAGGGUUUGCUAACGGCGCGGGCCUUGCAAACGAUGCAGUCUUUGCAAACGGCAUGGGCAUUGCAAACGGUGCAAACGUGGGCGUUGCAAACGGCGCGGGCGUUGCAAACGUCGUGGGCAUUGCAAACGGCGCAAACGUGGGCGUUGCAAACGGCGCGGGCGUUGCAAACGGUGCCGACUUUGCAAACGCCGUGGGUGUUGCAAACGGUGCAAAUGGCGCAGGUGUUGCAAACGGUGCAAGCGUUGCAAACGGUGCAAGCGGUGCAAACGGUGCCGACUUUGCAAAUGUCUUGGGCGUUGCAAACGUCGUGGGCAUUGCAAACGGUGCAAACGGCAAGGGCAUUGCAAACGGUGUGGGCAUUGCAAACGGUGCAAACAGUGCAAGCAUUGCAAACGGCGCGGGCGUUGCAAACGUCGCGGGCGUUGCAAACAGUGCAAACAUCGUGGGCGUUGCAAACGGUGCCGGGGGCCCGGCGAGCGGCGGCGGCUCCCUGGCGGCGCCGGCCGCCUGCGGCCACCCGCCGCCCUUCCUGCUGCUGCUGGUGGCCAGCGCGCCGAGCCACGCGGCGCAACGGCAGGCGGUGCGGGAGACGUGGGGGGCGGCGGCGGCGCCGGGGGCCGCUCGCACCCUCUUCGCUCUGGGGGUGCCGGCGGCGGCGGCGGAGCGGGCGGCGCUCGCCGCCGAGGCUCUGCUCCACGGCGACCUGCUGCAGGGCCCUUUCGCCGACACCUACCGCAACCUCACCCGCAAGACGCUGCUGCUGCUGCGCUGGGCUGCGACCCGCUGCCCCGGCGCCCGCUACGUCCUCAAAGCCGACGACGACGCUUACGUCAACGUGCCGGAGCUCGUGAGCCACUUGGGCGCUUUGGGGAACCCGCGGCGCCUCUACCUGGGCCGGGUGCAUUGGCGCGUGCGCCCGCAACGCGCCGUCGCCGCUCGGCACCACGUGCCGGCCUCUCUUUACCCGGCCGCCUCCUUCCCGCCGUACUGCAGCGGCACCGCUUACGUGCUGUCGGGCGACGCCGUGGGCGCCGUGCUGGCAGUCGCCGGCCUCAUGCCCGCCGUGGCUCCCGAAGACGUUUUCGUCGGGCUCUGCGCCCGCCGCGCCGGUUUGGCCCCCCGACAUUCGGCUCGCAUGGCCGGAGCUACCCGCUUCCCCUUGGACGCCUGCUGCUACGGCGAGGUGCUGCUCAGCGCCCACCGGCUCGCGCCCGGCGAGCUCCGACGCGCCUGGGCACUGGCCCGCGCCGGUCCCCGGCCCUGCUCCGGCCUCCAACGGGCCCUCGGCAUGUUGCGGUGUUCGGCGUUGGCAGCCUUCGAGUGGCUCUGGAGGUGACGGGGCCGCCAAAGGACCGGCCUCGACGCGAGGGGACCGAGGAGGCUUCGUACGUGAUGGGUGGUUGCUCUCAACUGGCUCUGGUGGUGACAUGGACCUGGACCUGCAUCAUCUGCACCUCCCCAAAGGACCAGCCUCGAUGGAUGAGACCAAGGAGGCUCCAUGCGUGACGAUUGGCUGCUCUCAACCAGCUCUGGUGGCAACAUGGACUUGGGCCAUGCAUCAUC